UGUGGCGUGCGGCUGGAGCGUGCCCAACUGCUGCUGGCCCAGUACGAGGAUGCCUAUCAGGAGCUCUGCCCAUGGCUGGAGGAGACGAGCCGGGCAGCGGGGCAGCUCUCCCUCAACAGCAUCAGCUGCGAGGCCUUCAAGGAGCAUCAGGAGCUGGUGCAGGGUCUCCGGGAGGCCAUUGCUGAACACAAGCCCCUGAUGGCGAAGCUGCAGCGUGUGUUGGAGCAGUUGGCUGAGCUCAGUCCGCAGGAGGCGUCCCCCUUCUGGCAGGGCUGGCAGGCGGCGGAAGAGCAGUACGCCAGCAUCCGGGAGCAGGUCCACCAGGCCGCGGCUGUGCUGGAGGAGGCCAUCCCUCGGUACAGCCAGCUGUCCGAGCGGAUGGAGCUGAUGGUGGAGAGCUUGGAGAGGCUGCAGAGCCGCAUGCAGCACCCAGUUGCCAUGCAGGGAGACUCCGCCUGGCUUCAGGAGCAGAUCCGGGAGAACAGCCUCCGGCUGGCAGAGCUGGAGAAGCUUGGGGUGGCUCUGGAGACCCUCCGUGGGCAGGGGGCCGAGCUGCUGGCCACCCUGCAGGCCAGUGCCAACCAAGUGAUCCAGGACCGUGUGGAGCAGCUGCUGAGCCUGUGGAAGGAGUUGUGGAAGCAGAGCGAGGAGAGAGAGAGCUGGCUCCAGGGCCUGCUGGUGCUGGCUGACCGGUUCUGGCAUGGGCUCUCGGACCUCGCUGUGACACUCAGUGACAUCCAGCAGGUGGUGCUGGAGCCGGAGGAGACCUUCACGGACCCUAAGGCCAUCCAGGCCAGGCUCGGGGCCAUGGAGGCCCUGCGAGAGGAGAUUGACUCCCUACAGAGUGAGCUGGACUCCCUGGGUGUCCUGGGCAUGGAGCUGAUGUCGUCAUGCGGAGGCCUUGACAAGCCAGGCGUCACCAAGAGCCUGGAUGAGCUCUACUCCUCUUGGAACAGCCUGAGUAAGGUGUGGGCAGAGCGUCAGACCCGCCUGGAGGAGCAGCUGCAGUCGUCAGUCACUUACCAGGAGAGCAUGAAGAGGCUCUCCAGCUGGCUGGAGGCAGCAGAGCUGCGGAUUGAGGAGGAGUUCCUGGUUGGGGGGCAUCUGGAACAGGUGAAGGAGCAGCUCUCUGAGCUCAAGGACUUCAAACGAGAGUUGUACCAGUGCAAGGUGGACGUGGAGAGCCUGCGGCACCCAGUGGGCACCAGGGGGGUCGAUGGCAAGGGCCACCCCAGAUCUCUCAGCAGCUUCCGCGACCGCUGGAACCAGCUGGAGGAAGAGAUUGUGAGGCGGCAGCAUGAACUGGAAGCCGUCCUCCUUGGCCUGGGGCAGUUCCAGAGCCAGUUGGAGGAGCUCUUGCAGUGGCUUCUGCACACCACAGAGCAGCUGGAGGCCCCCACCACCCUCAGCCUGGACCUGCAGAGCUGUGAGAUUGAGCUGGCAAAGCACAAGGUGCUGCGGAAUGAUGUCGUGUCUCACGCCCGCACGGUCCAGUCUGUGAAGGAAGCCGGGCAGGGCUUGCUGUUCUCCAGCGCGGGGGAUUCUGCGGAUGGGCUGCAGGGCUGCCUCCAGCAGCUGCUCCAGCGCUGGGACUUUGUUCUGGGAGAGAUGGAAAGUCGGCAGCUGGAGCUGGAGAACAACCUGAGCCAGGUGCAGGAUCUCACCCUGGAGAUCACAGAGCUGCUCCGGUGGCUGGAACACGUGGAGCUGCAGCUGUUCUUCUCCAAGCCGGCCUGGGACCACCCUGAGCUCACCAAGGACAAGCUGGCAGCCCACUUGGAACUGUGCAAAGAGAUGGAGUCCAAGCAGCAAACAUACCACAGCGUCCAGGCCCGUCUGCAGCGCCUGCUGGCCAUCAGCCAACCACCCCAGGCUUCUAGCACUGAGCACAACCUGAGCAUCCUGGAGCAGAAGUGGGGGAGCGUCGCCAGCCGAGUGCAGGAGAGGAGGGAGCAGCUCAGCGAAGACCUGGCGGUCAGCACAGAAUUCCAUUCCACCAUCCAGGAGCUGCUGCAGUGGGUGGAGCUGAUGGAAGAGACCCUGGGGACCCUGCCCCCAGCCAGCUGCAUCCUGGAGACUGUCACCAGGCAGAUACAGGAGCAGAAGGCCCUAGUCAAGGAGACCGAAACGCGGAGUGAGAAGCUCACCAGCCUGGAGGCAGUGGCCACUCGCCUGAAGGACAUCAGCUGGAAGCAGGACUGCGGCCUCAUCCGCAGCCUGGUGCAGACGGCCAAGGAGCGGCUGGCCAAGGUGCUCCAGCUCCUGCAGGAGAGGGGAGGAGUGCUGGAAGAGGCCCGGAAGUGCUCCAAGCAGUUCAGCGAGUCGUGGCAGCUGCUCCUUGACUGGCUGGAUGAGGUGGCGCCUGCCCUGGAGAAGACCAGGGAGGUCGCAGCGAGCCAAGAGGAGGUCAAGGGCCUUCUGCGGGAGCACAAGGAGUUCCAGAAGGGUCUGCGCAGCAAGCGUCCAGUCUACGAGGCCACCCUGCGGAGUGGACGCCUCCUCCGUGAGAAGGCCCUGUGCCCCGAUGAUGCCCAGCUGCUGGAUGACAAGCUGGGCGACUUGAAGGGACGCUGGGAUGCCAUCUGGAGCAGGGCAGCCGAGAGGCAGCGCAAGCUGGAGGAGGGCCUGCUUUUCUCCGGCCGCUUCACUGACGCCCUGCAGACCCUCAUGGACUGGCUGUACUGGGCGGAGCCACAGCUGGCGGAGGAGACCCCCGUGGCCGGAGACAGAGACCUGGUCAGCGCACUCAUGGACAAGCAUAAGGUCUUCCAGAAGGAGCUGGGCCAGCGGGCCAGUUGCAUCAAGACGCUGAAGCGCUCUCUGAGGGACCUGACACGGGCCGGCAGCAGCACUGGGGACUCCCAGUGGCUCCAGAGCCAGCUGGAGGAGCUCAGCGGCCGCUGGGAGCUGAUCUGCCAACUCUCCCUCUGCAAGCAGGAACGCCUGGAGGCUGCCCUGCGGCAGGCCGAGGAGUUCCACGCCCUCGUACACGCCUUCCUGGGCUGCCUGUCUGAGUUGGAGAAAUCCAUUAAGUUUGCCCCCCCCCCAGAGGAAGAAGCAGCUGUGCAGGAGUGCCAGAGCCGGCUGAAGGACCUGAGGCAGAGCCUGCAGUGCCAGCAGUUGCAGCUGGAGCGCAUCAGCUCCCUGGGGGAAGAGAUCCUCAGCUGCUGCCACCACCCGGACGCUGUCAUCACCAUCCGGUCCUGGGUCACUGUGGCCAAGAGCCGCUUUGAGGAGGUGCUGAGCUGGGCCCAGCAGCAGGAUGCGCGUCUCCAGGUGCAGACGGCCUCGCUGGCUGCAGAGCGGGAGGAAGUGGCUGGGCUCCUCGACUGGAUCACGGCUGCUGAGGAGUCCUUGAACCUCCGAGACCAGGACUCCCUCCCGGCGGAGAAUGCGGAGCGUCUGGAGGAGCUCAGCGCUCAGCACGCGGUGUUCAUGGAGGAGUUGACCAGGAAGCAGCCGGACGUGGAGACGGUCACGAGGAGCUGCAAGCGCAAGAUGCCCCCUGAGGUGGGGGCAGCAGCACCUGCCCCCCGCAAGGUGUCUUCCCGGCGACAUGGGGCCAGGAGACUCUCCCAGAGGGCGGAGACUGUGCCCCUGGAGAACCUGGAGCCCCAGAGCCCCCUCCUGGCCCAGCUGGUGCAUUGCUGGCAGCACCUCUGGCUCUUGGCCCUGGACAGGCAAUACCGGCUCCAGAGCGCCCGGCAGCGCCUCCGAGAGCUGGAAGAGUUUGCCCACUUUGACUUUGCUGUCUGGAGGAAGCGGUACAUGCAGUGGAUCAGCCAGAUGAAGUCGCGCAUCCUGGACGUGUUCCGGGGCAUUGACAGGGAUCAGGACGGGCGCAUCACCCAGCAGGAGUUCAUUGAGAGUGUUGUCUCUUCCAAGUUCCCCACCAACAUGCUGGAGAUGGGUGCUGUGGCCAACAUUUUUGACACAAACAGGGAUGGCUUCAUUGAUUACUAUGAGUUUGUCAGUGCUCUGCACCCCAGCCGUGACACGCUGCGGAGGGCAGCAGAUGCCGACCAGAUCCAGGAUGAGGUGAACAGGCAGGUGGCCCAGUGCAGCUGUGUGAAGCAGUUCCAGGUGGAGCAGAUGAGCGCCAACCGGUACCGAUUUGGAGAAUCGCAGCAGCUGCGGAUGGUCCGCAUCCUGCGCAGCACCCUGAUGGUGAGGGUUGGCGGAGGCUGGAUUGCCCUGGACGAGUUCCUGGUGAAGAACGACCCAUGCAGAGUGAAAGGAAGGACGAACCUGAAGAUCAACGAGAAAUACCUGUCCUCGGACCCUGCUGGGGGCAAAGUGGGGAGCAGCCAGUCAGGGCCCCCCUCCAAGGUGCUGUCACCCACCCGCUCUAACUCCAGCCUCAGCCUCUACAGCAGCGCCUCAGCCCCCAGCAGCCCUCUCCCCAGGAAGACUGUCCUGCGGAGGACGCGCUCUGGGGAUCGGUGCCUCCACGCCCGCAGUUCUCUGGUGACGGACGGGGCUGAGCUGACUUUUGCUGGAGCGGCCGAGGAGGGAGUGGAGCCUCCAGGGGGCUGGGAUGGGCCCGGCAGGAAGGACGUCUGUCGCCAGGCAGAGGGAGAGGAGGGCAGAGCCCCACUGCAGGCUUCCGAGCUCCACAGCUGCCCCCCUCACUCAGCCUAGGGCAGGUCACGAGGAUUCCUUUUGGCAAGGAAACGCCUGCCGGUUGAGCGUGCGGCCCACCCCCUUGCUCCCCACUCGGCCUCACUCCCCACAAACAGUUUCCAGCCUCUGCCUUGGGACCCACAUCUGCCUCCGCAGCACUGGCCUGUCGGGUGCUCGGGUUGCCCACCCUCUAAUUGUGCUCUCCUCUCUGUGCCUCCUUCUCAGAGUGCCAGGAGGACCCCUGCCCUGACAGAUGCAGCCUCUGCAGAAGAGACAGGCCGCCUGCCCUGUGGAGCUGGCUGCCUGGGCAAAGCCCCUCCCCUCCCCUGGCUCCACCUCCGGGAGGUGGGCUCAGAAUCUUCCCCCACCCCUCUGGGGGCGUCAAAAGGUGCCCAGCAACAGUUCUCGUGGCCAGGCUGGAGGCUGAGCAGGUGCAGUGCUCUCCCUGCCACCUCUCCCCCUCCCUGCAGUGCCGGCUGCUCUCUUGGAGGCCUCGGCAGCAGGGAUCCAGGCCACCGCUGGAGAUACACCGUACAGCCACAUGCCCUUGCAGGAGGGUGCCUCCACCAGCCCCCUUGUAGGCUCACCCAUCAAGCAGCUUCCGUCUGAGCACUGAACACACCUCCCCCUUGGGGCCCUUGCAUGCUCUGUGCCUGGCCAGCCCCACCCUGCCCCACAGGCACCUCCAGGGCUGGCUCAGCCUCUACCCUUCCCACCUACAGUGCGCAUGAGGCAGUGAGCUGGGAUUUCCCUGGAGCAGGAGACCCUACCUCCUGGAUGAUCCCACAGGAGGACCCUCUAGGUGGGGAAAGGCUUCUUUCUGGUGCUAACCCCUCUUCCUGCCAGCCAGGCACCGCUCAUGUGUUGGGGGGGUACUUGCCUGGAGUCCCCACCCCUCUCCUGGAGCUUGCAUGUUCUGCUCCCCAUCCACCUCUCUGGCCAGGCCUCAGACCUGAAGGUCUGUCAUGGUCAUGACUGCGCUCAGCAAGGAACAAUAA
Molecule: messenger RNA, 5621 nt
Organism: Rhineura floridana
Lineage: Eukaryota; Metazoa; Chordata; Lepidosauria; Squamata; Rhineuridae
Product: microtubule-actin cross-linking factor 1, isoforms 6/7-like
Exons: 29
Coding region: 199-4641 (1480 amino acids)
Biological process (GO): intermediate filament cytoskeleton organization; wound healing; hemidesmosome assembly
Cellular component (GO): hemidesmosome; intermediate filament; membrane
Molecular function (GO): microtubule binding; calcium ion binding; structural molecule activity
Source: RefSeq, a predicted model, not a curated record